This is a messenger RNA of Dermatophagoides pteronyssinus (European house dust mite), 1625 nucleotides long. RefSeq lists its product as uncharacterized. Gene Ontology annotation, molecular function: chitin binding. Lineage: Eukaryota; Metazoa; Arthropoda; Arachnida; Sarcoptiformes; Pyroglyphidae. Gene Ontology annotation, cellular component: extracellular region. The record is from RefSeq and is a predicted model, not a curated record.
UCGACAAGGAUGAUGGAUGAGACCAGAGAUGAUAUUCAUUCAUUCAUCCGAUGCACAUCGUUCGAAUGAUUUGCAUUUCAACCCAUCUUUUCCGAAAUGACACCACUAUUUCAACAGCUAGUAAUUAUAGCUAUUUCCAUUUCAUCAUUAUGUUUGCUCACAAUUAUCGCCGACAAAAGUUUGGCUCUUGAACCAGAUUGGAAUGAUAAGAUAUUUGGUCGAUCACGACAGGCAAUGACAUCCACCACAUCCACCACAACCACCACCAACAUUCCUCGUUCAACACCGAUAACAGCCUUUACAGCUAAACCAUCGGUCACCUUGAUGCCAUUGCGAACAUAUUGGUCGCAACCGACCGCUACCACUAGCAAUUCGUUCAAUAUAUAUCAUCAUUAUGAUGAUCAUCAUCCCUCGUCUACCGUUGUCCAUCCUUAUCGUCAGGCAUCCCGUAUUCCGUACCAUUUUCCCGCCAGGACAAGUUCCUAUCAUAACUAUCAUCAUUUUGUUCGAUCGCCACCAUUUUUCAUUCAACCACAAACCGAAUUGCCAAAAUCAUUGUUACCGGCAUCGGAUUCUUAUGAUUGGAUUCGGGAAUUGAUUCAAACACGUUUGGAUGAAUCGAAACGUCAUCUGCAACAGGUUCAAAAAUCCAUGGAGCAAUUGAAAACAAAGACAACACUGUCAUCCAUGUUGACCACCACCACCACCACACCACCUCCGCCACCGACAACAAUUGCAACAACGGCUACCUUUCCGCCUCCCACAACGACAAUAGCUUCUGAUCAUCUCCAAAAUAAUAAUCGUGUCGACGUUGAUUAUGCUGAUGAUAAUCAGGAUGAAAACCUCGACUAUUUGGAUGAUCAGCAACAAACUAACAAAUCCAAUUCCUCAUCAAAUCAUCUAAAACCGGGACAACGUUCGGAAAAGAUUAAAGGACAAAAAUUUGCUCAAACAAUUGUGAUGAAUCAAAAUGAUGAUAAUUCAUGGAAACAAUCAGAGAUUCCAAACGAAAUGGUCAUCAAUGGCACAGCUUCUGAUACAGAAAUGGAAAACAUUUCCAGCAGCAUCACCAGCGAAGAGAAUGAUGAAAAUCGAAUGGAUAUGGAUAAUAAUAAACGUAAACAUCUGAUGGAAGAUUCACAACGAAUCAAUGAUCUGGACAUGGAUAUGCUUGAAUGGAAAUCGAUCAACAGUUUGUUUGGCAAUGAUCCGAUCAAUUCGACGGCAACAAUCAACUACAACCCAAAAAUGAAUAGACCAAAACAAUGGUCAUUUCAAUGUCCAGAUAAUGUUAGCGGUUUUUUUGCCGAUCUUAGUUCGGACUGUCAAGCAUAUUAUCAUUGUAGUGGUCAUCGACGCGAACGUUUCCGUUUUGAAUGUCCAACUGGCACACGUUUCAAUGAACGUAGUUCGAAUUGUGAUUGGCAGCAUAAUGUCGAUUGUUAUCAGCAAUUCGAUCUGUUACGUGCAUGAUUACUCCAAGCAAUAAAUCCCUUACCUUUCUAAUCUGGUUGGUUUAUUUUGUUUUUUCACACAUAUUUCGAUCAUGAUGAUAUCAAUAAAGAACCGAUACAAGAAAGUGAGAACGAAUAUUUCAAAAAUAAUACAUUUUUUUCUCCAAUCAA